Molecule: messenger RNA, 733 nt
Organism: Prunus dulcis (almond)
Lineage: Eukaryota; Viridiplantae; Streptophyta; Magnoliopsida; Rosales; Rosaceae
Exons: 3
Coding region: 129-389 (86 amino acids)
Source: RefSeq, a predicted model, not a curated record
CACAGCCAAACACGACGCCAUGAUGCACCCGAGCCUGCCUGAGUUUGUUUGACGGCUCAAAUAAACCACAAGAGAAAAAGUGCGAGGAAGUGAGAAAAUUUGAGGGAAAGUUGAAGAGGCAAAAGAAGAUGAGCAGCGAGCCCAAAACCAGUAGCGCAACCGGAGGAGGAGCAGGAGGAAGGGGAUUUAGGGCGAAAAUGGAGCACUACAUGUACAGCGGUGAGAAGAAGCACGUAUUUGCUGGCAUCGUUCUUGUCAGCGCCGUUUUUGCCGUUCCUUGGUACCUCAUGACUCGAGGGGCAAAGCAUCAAUCCCAUCAAGAUUACUUAGAGAAAGCUGAUAAGGCAAGGAGCCAAAGACUUUCUUCAGGGGCUUCUUCUGCUAAAUGAUUUUGAAAGCUUUCUUGUUAAGGUGUCAAGUAGACCUUAUCAAAUCACGUACACUAUACAACAUGAAUAUGUAACUUAAGUGUUUGGGGCAAGCUUUAUCGGGGCAGAUCCAUAACGGGUGUAACAUUAACGUAUCGAGUCAGUGUUCAUUCGUGAAACACGAUACUGUCAUGUUAUCUUUAUGCACUAUGCUUUUAGUUCUUAUUUUCUGUGAAAAAUCUUUCAGCCGACCCUAAACCCUAAAACUUAUAUCUCUCUUAUGUAUGAUGUUUUGUAACUUUUUGAACAUUUUUUGUGUAAUGUGUUCGACAUAAGUUUUAUAGCAUUAUAACACAUUUUCUUCA